Hymenoscyphus albidus is the source of this 2217-nucleotide messenger RNA. NCBI's taxonomy places the organism in Eukaryota, Fungi, Ascomycota, Leotiomycetes, Helotiales, Helotiaceae. The record is from the annotation of a GenBank genome assembly.
AUGGAGUCUCUCUUCACAUACACCCUGGGACCCCUGGGAUAUUUCUGUAUCGCCACGGCUACUGUUUUCAUGCUUUUGAGUCAACACUGGUCAAACAUUUGGUUCCGAAUAAGUCGCGCUCCAAAGCCUAGUAUUCAUACGUCGUCUACUGUCAAUCCAAUAGCAGAACAUGUGGAGGUAUAUGAGCAGUGGCACAGCAAAGAUAGCGAUGAUGCCCACACAGACGAACUCAAACUGCUCAAGCGCCUAUACUACCAAUUGCACAACAUCGAGAAGUUCCCAGAUGCGCUUCCCCAAGCGAAGACAACUUUGCUCCGCUUAUUAAUGGAGACUGGUAUCACAUCCCAGGGGCUACCAGAGAAUGAAAACAGUUUAUCAGUUCAGUCAUUCUCGCGACAAGCUCUAGAGGAAUUCCAACGCAAACGGGAUAUCAACAUUGGCAAGAGGUGGCAAGAUUAUGUACUUCGAAGGAACGAAGGGGGAGCACGGGAGUUAUUUGAGGACCGAGAUGAGGCAAUCUGGUGGUUGAAGCAAAUUGCUCCUAUCAAGUAUGUUGACGGUGCUUGGUUGGGUCAUGUAGCCAAGGUGACCACGCCAUUUGCACUUCAGAAAACCAUGAAAGGGGCAUGGCAGAUCUUAUCCGAGGAGUUGGGGGACGGGGACUUGGCGAAAAACCAUGUAUUUCUGUACCACAAACUUCUGGAAAAAGUUGCACCAGGUUUUCCGACGGCCGACACGAUCGAAUUUGGUGACCCAGAGCAUGGGUUAAACGAAAUUUCUGUAUGGAAAUCUGCAAUAGCUCAACUGCUCGUCUCUCUGUUUCCCAGCGAAUUUCUGCCAGAGAUUUUGGGAUUCAAUCUUCAUUUUGAAGCCGUAUCCAUGGACACACUGAAGGCAGCAAAGGAAUUGAAAGAAGUUGGCAUAGAUCCGUACUACUUCAUUCUCCAUAUAUCGAUCGACAAUGCCGAUUCAGGUCAUACAGCGAUUGCCAUAGAUGUCGCUUGCGAGUACAUGAACUGUAUACUUGAAGUGGAAGGAGAAGAGGCUGCACAAAGGGCAUGGAAAAGAAUUCAAACGGGCUACAUGCUGUCAGUGGGUUUACCAGGAACAGUUGUCUGUCCUUCUAGAAUGCCUAUGGAUGAGUCUAGAGUUAUUCUGAACCCAAUCGAAAUGGAAGUUAUAAGGAUUUUCAAGGCUAAGGCACAGGUCGUACAUGGAAUUCAUUGCAGUAGCAAAAUCAAAAUCGGAUCCCGGACCAUCACCGAAUGGCUUGAGCCUACAGCACUCGAAUCCAAAAGGUGGCAGCUGGAGCUACUCAACUCCCUGAGCUGCGCGAAGUACUGGAUUCGCAGAGGAGACAGUAGCAAAAGCCGCUUUAUUCACGAAUUGCAAUGGAAUGGAAGAAUGUUUGGCUCCUUUACCCAAGACGAAUACGAUAUCUUGCGAAAAUGGAUUGACGGCCUUUCCGAGAUACCGCAAACCCCAAACAUCCCUUACCAAAUACGGGAUAGUAGCAACUUGAAUGAUGAGACUAUCCUCUCAGGGUACCCGGAAUUCAGGUUUUCACAUUCUCCCUCACCACGCCCAGCGAAAACAUUGUUCUCCUUUCGUGAUAUUCCACCUUUGAACAUCGGCGGUCGUCCGACAUUCGACAGGUUUCUUCCCCUUUGGCUUUCCCAUCCUUGCCUCCUGCAAGAGUUUGUCUCGACCCCCUGGAGAACCAAGAACAAUUUUGCCUGUACGAUCGUCAAGAUUCUGCGGGCCCAAUUAGGAUUUGAUAUUGAACAGGAAUGUGUGGCAGGAAUGAGUGAAGUCCGACGACCGAAUAGCCUCGGACUCGCUGGGGUUGGCAAAAACAUGAUGGCUCAGCAGGGUCUCUCUCUCAAUGCGCUUCCUUCGCUUAAGCACGUUCUUCAGAUUUGUCCCUCAGAAUUCGCGGUCUAUAUGCUGCGCGUUUCGAUGAAGCCGAUCGAGUGUAAGGGCAUGCUUAUUGGGAUGGCGACUGCAUUUGCCAAGAUGCAUGCCGCGAUAGUCAGCUCUCAACUAUGUCUAUUGUCUACUCAAGAUCAACUGGCCUUACAGAAUAUAAGCAUAAGAGAGUUGAAAGCUUUAGAGCUUUGUUGGGAAGAACUGCAGCAAUCCGAAAAUGUAUUUGCCGAUUGUUGUGAGGGAUAUCUCACCGCUAAGCAUGAGAUCGAGAUAUGUUUUCAACUUUGA